AUAUAGUAUUGUUGUUGAAGUAUAUAAUGAUCUCCUGGUCCUGCUCAUUUCACUCAGCAUCAGAGAACCAACAUUUCUUGAUCUUGAUCUUUUUAACUCUUCUCCCUUCUCUGGAGAGGGAGCAGGGCAGUUGUGCCUGGGCUCCUUCUGACCCUUCAUUAUGUGUGGUAUGAAGGAAGUGGGAAAAACCAUACCAAGCUGUUACAUAGAUUCUGGGAAUUGCAAAACUAGUUCAGGUGGCUCAUGUGCUCAUUCUCUUUCAGCAGCCCUCCAUCUCUGGAACUUGACUUUCUCCCCGAGGGAAAUAUAGAAGAAGAAAUGGAUCUUGUGUUGCUGACAGCCAAGCCUCAGGAAUGUGUGACAUUUAAAGAUGUGGCUGUGAACUUCACCCAAGAGGAGUGGCAGCAACUGAACCCUGCUCAGAGGGACCUCUACAGAGAAGUAAUGUUGGAGAACUAUAGAAACCUCAUCUCACUGGGGCUACCCGUUUCUAAACCUGAUGUGAUCUUCCAGUUGGAACAAGGAGAAGAGCCGUGGAUGCUUGAUCUACAAAGAAUUGAAGAGGGAGAGAUCUCAAGAAACAUGUAUUUGGACAAGAAGAGUAAAUCUGAGACCGAGGGGUCAGCUCUUUUAAAGCAGAUCAUUUCUGAAGAAAUAAAAUCAUCAGGGACAUUAAUAGAAAGAUUCACAAGAGAAAUAACUGUACCUGAAGUUAGAUUGGAAAAGAAAAGAGAAAACUCUGAAAGGAAGAUAAGUAGAAAAUCUGUUUCCCAUAAGAGAAAUCUCAAGAAAAUGUCAAUUAAUGACAAAAAGAAUCCCAGUAAGGAGAAAGGUCCUGAAUGUAAUAUAUGUGGGAAGACCUUCAGACACAGAAGUAGUCUUCGGAGACAUCAGAUUACCCACACAGGAGAAAGACCCUAUGAAUGUAAUGAAUGUGGGAAAGCUUUUUUUGACUGUUCAUCCCUAACUAUACAUGAAAGAAUUCAUACUGGAGAGAAGCCCUAUGAAUGUGAUGAAUGUGGAAAAGCCUUCUUUAACUGCUCAAAUCUUACCAGACAUCAGAGAAUACAUACUGGAGAGAGUCCCUACAAAUGUAAUGAAUGUGGUAAAGCUUUCAGACAUAGCAGUAGCCUUAGGAGACAUCAAAUGACUCACACGGGACAAAGACCCUAUGAAUGUCACGAGUGUGGGAAAGCCUUCUUUGAUCGUUCAACUCUAAUCAUACAUGAGAGAAUUCAUACUGGAGAGAAGCCCUAUGAAUGUGAUGAAUGUGGGAAAGCCUUCUUUGACAAAUCAUCUCUUACACAACAUCAGAAAAUCCAUAGUAAAGAGAAACUCUAUGAAUGCAAUGAAUGUGGGAAAGCUUUUAAUUUGAGAAGGCACCUUAACCGACAUCAAAUAACUCAUACUGGAGAAAAACCUUAUGAAUGUAGUGUAUGUGGGAAAGUUUUCAGUCGCAAGUCAUCUGUUAUCCAGCAUCAACGACGUUAUGCCAAAGAAAUCUGCGUCAGGUGCUCCAUGGCCAUCCACUGUUCCAUGCUCUCCGUACCCCUUGUGUGGUACCCAGAUGCCGAGCUCCCCUCUCACAGGAACCCGUCCAGAUCCAUCCGCUUCGGCGGGGACUCCGCCGGCUCUUCUCUGAAGCUCUGCUGUCAGGCGACCCGGAACCACACACUGCCCGGAGCCGCCGGACUCACCCCGGCGCGCCGCGGCUGGGAAGGGAAAGCGGGCUCAAGCCGGUCCAUUCAUGCCCCGGGAGGGAAGAGGGCUUUCUCCCGGCCCCCGGCGCCCCCUGUCCGGCCGCAGAGCCCUCCUCGGCUCGAGGACACGCACCCCAAUAACCGGCUUCCUGCACUCAGCUGUCGGACCGCCCUGCGCUGGUCCGGGACCCACAAAGGAAACCAGUUUCCAGACCGGAAGGAAGCGCUGGCUUCGCCGACCGUUGAACUGCGAUUCCCAGAAGCCCCUGGACGGCGCUGCCGCUUCCGUUUCGCCAUACUUUCUCAGAACUCUUUCUUUUCCCAAGAGGAAAGCAUAGAAGAGCAGGGAAUGGAUGCUGUGUUCCUGAUUGCCAAAUUCCCGGAAUUGGUGACAUUCAAGGAUGUAGCUGUGAACUUCACUGAGGAAGAAUGGAGGCAACUGAGCUCUGUUCAAAGGGACUUGUACAGGGAUGUGAUGUUGGAGAACUACAGAAACAUAAUUUCACUGGGUUUUUCCAUUUCUAAACCUGAUGUGAUUCUCCAGUUGGAAAGAGGGGAAGAACCAUGGAUAGUCAAUCUAAAGAGACCUGCAGAGAGAUUGAACCCACCACAUACCUCUACUGAUUGGGGAAAUAGGCCUGAGACUGAGGAUUCAACUCCAAAACACAACAGAUAUGAAGAAGUUGAAUCCCCAGAUAUAUUAAUGGGAAAAAUCAGAGGGGACAUUCCAGUGAAGCUUGUAUUUGGAAGAAUUCGUGUGCCUGAGAGCAGAAGGGAGAGGCAAAGGGGAGACACUUCAGGGGAAACUUGGAAAAAAGUUUUCUCCCAAAAGAAAGGACAAGUUACCAUGACUUGCAAGAAAACUUCCAUGAGAGGGAGAGUCCAUGCAUGCAAUGAUUGCGGCAAAACUUUCAGUCACCAUUCAACCCUUGUUCGUCAUCAUAUAAUUCAUACAGGAGAGAAACCUUAUGUAUGCAGUGAGUGUGGAAAAGCUUUCAAUCAGCACUCAGCCCUUAUUAGACAUCAUAUAAUUCAUACUGGAGAGAAACCCCAUAAAUGUCAUGAAUGUGGGAAAGCCUUCUUCAUCCGUUCUUCCCUUAUUCAGCAUCAAAAAACUCAUACUGGAGACAAUCCCUAUGAAUGUAAUAAAUGUGGUAAAGCCUUCUUUGGUCUGUCAACCCUUACUCGACAUCAGAGGACUCAUACUGGAGAAAAGCCCUACCAAUGUAAUGAAUGCGGAAAAUGCUUCUUUGAUGGCUCAUCUCUUACACGACAUCAGAGAAUCCAUACUGGAGAGAAGCCCUAUGAAUGUAGUGUGUGUGGGAAAGUCUUCAGUAGCAAGUCAUCUAUCAUCCAACAUCAGCGACGUCAUGCUGGUGAAUAAAUGGGAAGACAUAAUGAAUUUGAGGAAACCUUUAGUCAAAGGCUGCCACUUUCCGGGAAAAAUAAAAUUCAUACUGGAGAAAAACCCUAUAUAUGUAAUGAAUGUGGAAAAGGUUUCAGCCAGAGCAUACACCUUACUCUUCAUCAGCGAAUUCAUACUGGAGAGAAGCCCUAUGAAUGCAAUGAAUGUGGAAAAGCCUUCAGUCACCGAUCAGCCCUUAUUCGACAUCACAUAAUUCACACUGGAGAGAAACCCUACGAAUGUAAUGAAUGUGGGAAAGCCUUUAAUCAAAGUUCAUACCUUACUCAACAUCAGAGGAUUCAUACUGGAGAGAAACCCUAUGAAUGUAAUGAGUGUGGGAAAGCCUUCAGUCAAAGCACAUUUCUUACUCAACAUCAGGUAAUUCAUACUGGAGAAAAACCCUAUAAAUGUAAUGAAUGUGGGAAAGCCUUCAGUGACCGCUCAGGACUCAUUCAGCAUCAGAGGACUCAUACUGGGGAGAAACCUUAUGAAUGUACUGAAUGUGGGAAAGCCUUUGGUUACUGCUCUGCUCUCACUCAACAUCAGAGGACUCAUACUGGAGAAAAACCUUAUAAAUGUAAUGACUGUGAGAAAGCUUUUAGUGACCGCUCAGCCCUUAUACGACAUCAGAGAACUCACACUGGAGAAAAACCCUAUAAAUGCAAGGAAUGUGAGAAAGCCUUUAGUCAGAGUUCAUCUCUUACAAAACAUCAGAAAACUCAUACUGGAGAGAAACCUUAUAAGUGUAAUGAAUGUGAUAAAGCCUUCAGCCAGAGCUCUUCCCUCUCCCAACAUCGAAAAACUCACACUAGCAGUAAAACCAGUAAAUAUGGAAAUGUCUUCAGCGAUCACUCAGCAUUUACUCAACAAAAGAGAAUUCAUACUGGAUAGAGAUUCCACAAAUGAGUGAAUUCAGCAAAUGUUUGAGGGUUUCCUAUGUGUCUAGCACUAUGUUUAAAAGUGCUGUGGAUACUGUGAGACGCUAUUACAAAAAGACCAUGCACACCAAAAAAUUAUUAUGGUUGAUGUGUAGUCCUAUAUGGGAUCCUGAUGUAGGUGUGUUGAAUAUAAAUGUGGAAUCUUGCAUAUUUUAAAAUGUUUUAGUGGAUGACAGUGAGGGACUUCUUUGGCAAAGUCAGGCUUGUCUCUAUACCAGUAAUGUGAUGUGAGCUAUUGAAUCCCUGAGAGAGGGAGUGGGGUGACCUUCAAAGGAGUAAGGCUUUCUAAGCAAGGAAAUGGAAUACUUUAGAAAAACUGGAGGUGAAAGAAUGCAAGCUUUGGAGAAAGUGCUAUCCAGAAGACAUUAAAAGCAUUUAAAAGCAAAGGCAUGAGGAAAAAGAAGAGAAAAGAGCAGGAGUAGAUAAAUUCAAGAAGUAUUUAUUGAUAUAGGCAGCUUCAGGUGAAUACCCAUAACCAAAAUAAAGGCUGUCAAAGAAUUUUGUGCAGAGUAUCCAGAGCAUUGCUUGUAUUGGUGAGGCCUUUGGUUUUCACAAUAGUAAGUUCCACUUGGAAGCCAAAGUGUGCUAGACCAAUGGCCAGUCUAAAGGACCCUGCCCUGGCAAUUUAGGGAAAUUUUAAGAAUGCAACCUGGGCUUAUAAUUAAGAAUCAGGAUAGAUUAAUAAAAGAACUAUAACUCUAAAGCUUGGAAAUCAAUAGCAAGAUUUGCAGAUUAGAAAGCAAGGGAAUGAAGAAUAAGGACUUUUUGAUAAUUUAAAUGCUUCCUAGAUAAGUAGCUUGAGAAUGUUUUUGUGAUUUACCUCAGCUGUACAGGGUUGUAUUGCAGAAUUUGAUAUAAUUUUCUUGUGUGUUUGAAUUUCUUAUGUUCUGGGCUACAGUGGACAAGGGGAAAAAAGUAUUCUCAGAGAAAGGAAAAUAGAGAAAGCAGUUAACUAUAGGGUAGAAUUGUUUUCCUUCUCCCUUUUAACACUCCUGGAUGAUAGAAGAAAAAGUAAGGCCAUGGUGACAGAGGGCAUCAUCUCCAUAUGGUCAUUUUAUUAUAUUCAAAGAGUUUGCAUUUUGGUUGGGGGAAUAACCUUUAUCCAUAACUAUCCUGAACAUCAGAGAAUUCCUCUUGAAGAGAAAACUAUGACUGUCUUAUAGCUGUAAUCAUAUCUUCAGGUCUUUGGCUGAGCUUGACUUCUCCAGGCAGAGCAAAAGGACCAACCUUAAAGGCUAGUCUACUGGGCCACUAAUAUUUUCCAUGAUUAUUGUUAACUGCGGGUCCAGUACAGAAAUCAUGCCAGGCAGUGUCAUAAUAACAGAUCUUUUCAUUCUUAACUAAUAUGCAGAGUGGAUGCUUUAUAUACCCCAAAAUCUUAUGCGUUGAUCUGGUGUACAGAGCAGAAAUUUUUACUAAGGGAAAUUAAAGAAAUAGGAAACCCUAAAUAACAAUAUUUGUUCUCUUAAAAUUCUCUUAAAAAGCACCUUUAUAUACAUUUGAUCCUCACUAUAAUCUUAUGAGGUAGACGCUAUUAAUCCCUUUUUAUAUGUGAUUGUUGAAGCUCAGAUGCUAAGUAACUUGCCCAUAUAAUAAGUGUCUGAAUUAAAAUUUUAACUUGGUCUUUCUGGUCCACAUCUAGUGUUCUGUCCCACAUCUAGUGUUCUGUCCCCUGUGCCAAACUGUUUCUAAGCUAAUAUCCAGUUAUAAAGUAGGAAUUGUGAAAUGGUAUCUUGAGAGUGGGAUAUGAUGAAAGAAAAAUUUGAAAUGAAGUAAACAAUAGUAAUAAUAUGGCAAUAGAGGUAAUUGACUCUAGUUUGGUUCAAACCCAAUCCUAAGAAAACAAAUUAACAUCGUGGAGAAAACAAUAUAUAUAUUUAAUCUGCUAUAUUUAAAACAAUGUGAAAAGUUUGGUGGUAGUUGGAAGGGUUUUUAAACGUCAUUGAGUCCUACUUUUUAAUAUUGUGAAAACAAUAGUUGAAACUUUUACAGGUGUUUAUGGUUCUCAAAAUGUUUUACAGAUUCUCUCAUUGGAUCUUUAAAAUAUUUCACAAGUGAGGAAAGAGGCUUAGAGAGGAAGGUUAAGCCUCCCAAAGUUCUGAAGCAUUAAACUAGAUUUAAAUAAGCCAGCAAGAUUAAUUGGAUUAAAAGCUAAUGGUUUUCUAAAUUCAGGGUUUAGAAAAUAAACCGUCAAUAUUUGGUUAUUGACUGAUAGCCUCUAGGUUGCAGAAGAUUAGUGGUAAAGAGGAAGGAGCAAGUCUGCCUUUAAAACAACUAUUUACAAAAAGGAAACUGUGGAAGUUGUGCAAUAGUUAAAAUGAAAUUUUUCUUCUGUUUGAAAACCUCUACUUCCUGACUGGGACAGAAAUAUAAGUAGGGAACUCAGAUUCUGGAAAAGUGCCAGCUUCUUUCUUUAUUGAUUUAAGAAUGGACACAUGGUUUAUAAAGGCCCCUAAGAAAUUUUGUAUCUCCCAAUGUGGCAUAAAAUAACAUUAAUCCAUUAGGACUAAGUACUAGGGACAAACUUUGGCUUGUAGACCAGAGGCAAGGUCUGGAACUUGGUAGGGCUACAAACUCAGGGGAUUUAUAACCUAAAAAAUAUCAAGAUUUAAUUUUAAAUUUGAGUAAAACAAAUUAGAGGUAGGACAAGUGGAGAUGAAAUCCCAGAUGCAUAUAGAGUUAGUUUGGUGGCCUAUUCUUUUAUAAUUAUUUCUUAAAAUACUUCAUAAAAAAGUGAUUGUUAUUGCAGGUCACAUUAUUGUAUGUACUUGGAUAAACAAUGUUUAAAAAAAAUUGACUGGAAGUGGAGUGGAUGUCACAACCAAAAUGAACAGGUUCACCAUCUAGUGGCAAUCUUCAUGGAAUCUGAGGGAAUAUUUCCAAGGAGAUAGAAAAAUGAGAAGCACAUGCUAUUCUGACACAGGCUUACUUGAGAAUAAGGUAUUUUGACUAUAUAUACUUCAGGGCAUUUUAUAGACCUGAGAUGAAAGCUAGCCCAAAAUUGGAAACUUUCUCAAAGGGUAGGAAAUGUUGGUUGUUUUUGUCCCCAUAGAAGAUGCUGAAAGAUGUAAAUUACAAUAAAUUUGAAUUCCUUUAUGUUGGGAAAGAUC
Messenger RNA from Sarcophilus harrisii (Tasmanian devil), 7153 nucleotides. Its product is annotated as zinc finger protein 184-like. The transcript has 12 exons. Gene Ontology annotation, cellular component: nucleus. Lineage: Eukaryota; Metazoa; Chordata; Mammalia; Dasyuromorphia; Dasyuridae. Gene Ontology annotation, biological process: regulation of transcription by RNA polymerase II. The record is from RefSeq and is a predicted model, not a curated record. Gene Ontology annotation, molecular function: RNA polymerase II cis-regulatory region sequence-specific DNA binding; DNA-binding transcription activator activity, RNA polymerase II-specific.